Molecule: messenger RNA, 6234 nt
Organism: Conger conger (European conger)
Lineage: Eukaryota; Metazoa; Chordata; Actinopteri; Anguilliformes; Congridae
Gene: slc44a1b
Product: solute carrier family 44 member 1b
Exons: 15
Coding region: 250-2409 (719 amino acids)
Biological process (GO): transmembrane transport
Cellular component (GO): membrane
Molecular function (GO): transmembrane transporter activity
Source: RefSeq, a predicted model, not a curated record
ACCCCACCAGGAAGUGUGCGCGAUAAAUCCUAAAGUAUUAAUCCUUCUUACCUGGAGGGAGAGGACCGAGAAUUAGCAUGCACCGAGCGGGGAUCUGACCGGUUGUAUGACUUUUCUGUUCAGCAGAUCGUUUCGUGGGUACUUUGCAAUUUAUGCAGGUUAAAGAGACACCGUCAACUCCCUGCAAGUUUGGGUUUUUGUUCUUGUGUGGUGUAGCUAAGUUCUACGGGAUUCUAAACCUUGCCUGCAAUGGGAUGCAGCGGUAGUAUAGAGAGGACAAAGCGAGAAUGGAAACCCUUGGAAGAUCGGAGUUGCACAGACAUUGCAUGGUUCUUUAUAUUUUUACUUUUCUGCGUUGGUAUGGGCGGCAUCUGUGGCUACACCAUCGUCACUGGGGCAGCCUCUCGGCUGAUAUCCGGAUAUGACAGCUAUGGGAACACCUGUGGCCAGAGGAACGAACAGAUAGAGGGCAUCAGACUCAGUGGCCUGGAUCAGACUGACAAAAAAUAUGUCUUUUUCCUGGACCCCUGCAACAUUGACAUUGUGCAGAGGAGAAUCAAGUCCAUGGCCCUGUGCGUGUCCCUCUGUCCGGAUCAGGAGUUGCCGACCUACGCGGACCUCAAGAGGUUCGCCAUUGUGAACGGGUCUGAACUUUGCUCUUAUGAGUUGGCUGCUCACAGAUAUCCCAGCCUUCCUGAGAGGACAACUAAAUGCCCUAAACUUCCUGUGCCACCAAGUAAGUCUCUCCCGCUGUUCAAUCGCUGCACGCCAGUGGACAUCUCCUGCUACACCAAGUUUGCUGAGGUCCUCAUCUCCUUCGUCAGUGACAACAGCAUGAUGCAUGGCCUCAUCGCCGGGGUGAUGGCCAGCAAGGAGAUCAUCCUGGGGUUGUGUCUGCUGGCGCUAGUGCUCUCCAUGCUCCUGAUGGUCAUCAUCCGCUACAUCUCCGCCGUGCUGGUCUGGAUCCUCACCGCCCUCGUGGUCCUGGGCUCCCUGGGAGGCACAGGUGUACUGUGGUGGCUGUAUGUAGAUCACAGGAUGAAUUCAAAUGAAACCACCAUCGCGAAAGAAGAACAAGAAGUAUCCAUAGACAACACCCAAGCCCUCCUGGUCUACGCCAUUGCUGCCACUGUAUUCACGGUGGUCCUGCUGCUGCUGAUGCUCUUCAUGAGGAAGCGAGUGGCCCUCACCAUCGCGCUGUUCCACGUGGCGGGGAAGGUGUUCAUCCACCUGCCCCUGCUGGUCCUGCAGCCCUUCUGGACCUUUCUGGCGCUCAUAGUCUUCUGGCUCUACUGGAUCAUGGUGCUGCUGUUCCUUGGCACCACUGGGAACCCGGUGGAGAACCCGGAGACGGGCCUGGUGGAGUUCCGCAUGUCCGGGCCUCUGCAGUACAUGAGCUGGUACCACGCGGUGGGUCUGAUCUGGAUCAGCGAGUUCAUCCUGGCCUGUCAGCAGAUGACGGUGGCCGGGGCGGUGGUCACCUACUACUUCACCAGGGACAAAUCCAGACUGCCGCUGACCCCCAUCCUGUCGUCUGUAUUCCGCCUGGUCCGCUACCACCUGGGCACGGUGGCCAAAGGAGCCUUCAUCAUCACCCUGGUGAAGAUUCCGCGCUUCAUCCUCAUGUACAUCCACAACCAGCUCAAGGGGAAGGAAAAUGCUUGUGCUCGCUGCAUGCUGAAAGCGUGCAUCUGCUGCUUGUGGUGUCUGGAGAAGUGCCUGAACUACCUGAAUCAGAACGCCUACGCAGCAACCGCCAUCAACAGCACCAGUUUCUGCACCUCCGCCAGGGACGCCUUCGUGAUCCUGGUGGAGAACGCUCUAAGAGUGGCUGCCAUCAAUGCCGUGGGGGACUUUGUUCUGUUCCUGGGGAAGGUGCUGAUCGUGUCCUGCACUGCCUUCGCCGGAGUGAUGGCACUGAACUACCAGAGGGACUACACGGUAUGGGUGCUACCCCUCAUCAUCGUCUCUCUCUUUGCCUUCCUGGUGGCCCACUGCUUCCUCUCCAUCUUCGAGAUCGUGGUGGACGUCCUCUUCCUCUGCUUCGCCAUCGACACCAAAUACAACGACGGCAGUCCCGGCAAGGAGUUCUACAUGGACAAGGCCCUCAUGGAGUUUGUGGAGAACAGCAGGAAGUCUUUGCCGGACCGGGGGCGGGGCAGGCUGGAGGAGGAGGAGGACACGGAGGUGAAGCCCAUGGUGAGUGGCAGUUACGAGUCCGACGUGUUGCAGGAGUUCCACCUGUAUUACCUGCUGGCGUGCGUGUUGGUGGACUGGGCACUCUCUGAGCGAGCCCUGCUCUUCUGUCUGACCGAGGACAUGCUUCUGUUCCUGUCCGUCUACCUGCCUGCCUCCACGCUCUUCCUCUUCUUCGCACUGCUGCAGCCUUCAUCUGUGUCCACCUGCUGACACUCACCCUCCUCAUCCUCCUUCGCCACUUCAUUUCUCCUGCUCUCACCAAUGAACACUUUUUAUAUUAUUUUCAUUUUUCUUUUUUUUUUCUUUCUUUUUUUCCUACUUGCUUGUUUUUCUACUUUUCCUGCCUGGAUUCUGUUGUUCUGUGUUUGAUUAUUGUUUGUUUAUCAUGAUUUUUUCUGUGCCUCAUCACCACUGUGCUUUCAGAAGUGAACGAUGGGGGCGAUACUGUUUGCUGACGCAGAUAAUAAUGCAGACGAAAAAGUGAGUGUGAGAAUUGACCGUGAAAACGAGGCCCCUGGCCCCGGUGCUUAACAGCCGAAACGUUGGCGCCGUCGGAGGGGAACAGCUCUGCAGGGGGUCGCUGUAAGGCACGACUCAUCUCCCCGUCCGCAUUAACAGUCUUUCAGCGUCGCUACCUGCCGAGUUCAUUAUGCCUGUGCGUGGGUUCUUACGGCUGACUCCAGCAGUUUCGCUCGAGAAUACAGUGAGCUUUUGUCAUUCCCGCCGUUCGGAAUUGGCUAUUCCCAACAGCGGGAAGCAUGAGGCCGUCAUUCCAUUCCAUUCCAUCUCCCCAUCUCGUUUAUUUUUAAUUUUUUUAUACUUUUAUCUGGAUCCAUCACUCCUGCAUUUCGCUUGUUUUCCCGUUCCGUUGCACGCUCCCCCCACAUCCCACUCCAUCGCUAACGCGAGAGAGACGUCGUGUGCUAGUUGCAUGCAAGCACGUCCCACGCUGCCCGGUGCUUAGAUUAAGACUUGAUCACUUUUUUUCCCCCCCCAGGCCCCUGGACCCAGUUCAGCUUGACCAAAAUCACCUAUUGGGACGUUUUGUAGACAUUCCAAAUGUUUAUUUUUACCAAUGUGUAACAUGUUUACUAUGGUUUCACUCCAGGGAAUACAAUAUUUUAAUAAGAAACUGUAUAAUAACUCAACGUAAUGAAGCACUUUAUAUUGAAGCUCUGCGUAUUUUAACAGCUGAUGCAUUUUCGUAGUGAUGUCCUUUUUUAUACUAUAAAAAAAAGAAAAAGAAGCUGUCCUUUAGUCAGACGCAGUGCUAAAAUGUCUAGCAUCACUUUGGACUCGGUUCUUCAUCAUGUACGUUGUCAUUAUCAUGUACGUUUUACCUUCGAUGCAAGAGUAACCCCCCCAGAAGCAAAACCACUUCACCUUUUUUAAAGCCACCACUGGAACUAGUAUCCACUGUAAAUGAGCUUCUUUCUCCACAGUCUGUUGGCACUAUGGUACAAUAUUGGAUUCAUUUAAUAUUUUUUAGUUUGAAUGGGAGAUACUGUACACAGUGGCAUGUUUUUUUUUAUUUGUUUUUUUUACUUUACACUUUGGACUGCACCACCGUUCUGCAGUGGCAGAAAUGAUCGUCUGUGCCGAAAUGCAGACAGGUUAAGGAGAUCCAGUUGAUUUGACUGUGGAUGUUGAAGGAGGAGCAAAAGGGUGCAGAGUUCAGGGGAAGACUGCAGUACACUGGGCAGUGAGACGCGGGGUAGGCUGUCCUGGGAAGGUGCUCAGAUCAACACCCCACCAGCACUGGGUCUACCGUCAGGUGCGUAUUGGGGUGGUCAACACCCCCGGAGAUGGGCUCGAAUUCCUUCGAGACGGGACAACCACUUCCAUAUACUGUAAAUGGCAUAACCCCACCAAGCAAAUGAAUAUGUCAGUCUGUUGAAAGUUGGUUCCCUACAGUAGUCAAAUGAGCAGCCAUAUCUUUGUCAGUGACGGUACCCCCUCUGGGCGUGUCACCGGGAUGGGUAGGGGUGACCGAUAAGGCUGCUCUUUCGAGCAUCGCAGCGAAAUAGUCUUCCUACUUGCACUAAAUUCCUCUAGACUGUACACACGGUUUCUCAGACUCUUCAGCAGGGUGGAUCUCGGUGCAGGAGGAGCGAGGGGCACACACAGUCUCGCACUUUGCCUUAGCCGGUUCAGCAGCUGUAGGGCCGCUCUGUAAAGGUGAACGGCAGAACCCUGGCAAUGACACGCAGUGGGGACAGCCGUCCUGACCCCGUGCAGCUCGCCUUAACUUUGAGGGAGACUUCAGGUACCACGUAUCCGAUUCCCGAAAGACUGAUUUGACGUGACCCAGAUGUUUUGACCCCGUUUAAAGAAUUUAAAUAUAAUUCCGCAAGGUUUAUAAAAAGGCUCUUAUUUAUUUUUUAAAUAUCCUCAUGUUUUAUUUUUUUUAUUUUCAGUGCAAGCAUAGUCUAAUGAAGAAGUUACCAGUAGGAAUCGUUUAGAGGGCAUUUUCUUUUACGAUAGCACAGCCUGGAGUGGAGGGGUGCACCAUGGCUCUGUCUUUGGUGCCCUCACACACUGUAGGGAGGUGCUGUGACAUAGUGUUAUAGCGACACUGGAGAGUGGUUGCUACAAGCUAAUGAGCAGCAUUCAUUUACUCAACCAUGUCCGUGUAUUGGCUUUGUUUCAAAGCAGAUCCCCCCUCCACUGGUGAAAACAAAGCUAAAAUAACCAUCAUGCUUAAAUUUCAGUUAGGUGAGUGAAAAAACGAGUACAGUUGUCUGAAGGUACUUUUGUUGGGCUAAUCUAGCCUGUGCAGACCAUACACUAAGAUUGUAACUAUAAAAUAUUAAGAGCAUGUAGCUUGAAAACCGUCUUACAGAAAACAGAAUUACAUUUGCCACCAAACACGUUUGCGCAUGUUAAGAAUUGCACUAAUAGAUUAUGUACAUUUGAAUACCACUAUGAUUUAAGAAAAAAAAUCUUGUAAGAAUUGUUAAAAUGUCUUAAGCUUGGUCAUGUAUACUGAAGCUCUCGUUAUCUGACCAGAGGAAUAUAGAUAUAGAUUUUAAACAGCUUCAAAUAGAACAUCCAGUACGCAAAUUUGCCCUUAAAUGCAUCGCAUCAAUAUUAAUAUUUUUCAAACAACGUUCGUAGCAACUGACAUUUAUAUAGAUAGGAGAGGGAUUCAUUCUCAGGAGGAUGCUUAUCUGGAUUGAAAGACUGAAAAAAAAACUGGCAUUACAGAGAACUACUGUUAACCCUGGUCCAGAAACGCUACUGACUGAAGCCACUGAUGAAGAAUCUAUCUCUGGGCCUUUGUCUGUCUGUGGAUCGGACACAAUGGUUCAGACUGACCCCCAUCACUCCAUUUGCCAAAGUGAACCUUCUACCAGUUUUUCCCGAAAGGGCAGCCAGGCGCACUGCACAGAGAUGGCAUUGUGCACGCUGGGUGAGGGUGCAAAGGAUAGUGAUGUUGGUCAUUCUUUCUUUUUUCCCCCCCCCCCCUCUACAAUACAAGCUGCUCAACUAAGAGCUGUGAUUUUUAGGCCUAGUUUGUCACACUCCAUUAACGUGACAGUGAAAGCCCUUCUCAGAGGGUUGUGUAGCGCACCCGAUUGUGUUUGGAGAUGAGGCAAUUCCAUCGCAGCCAUGCGGAAGACUGGAAGACUCGCGUGUCGUUUAUUGAUUUGAGAAAUGUUUUCUUUUCUUUCCUCUAAACUGCAGGACAUCUUUGUAGGAUGUGAAUCGUAUACCAUUAGGUCCACAACGACUAACUGAUAUCUGAUAGAACAAUAGCUUUAUUCAGCGACAAGCCACUGUUUUGAGAUGUGUCUCCUUAUUUCUCCUCUUCAUCCCAGGAACCUGCACAACUCUGAUCUUAGAGGGAAGUGUAGCUCCUAUAAAAAGAUACUGUUAUGAACUGGAGAGAGAUGUGUUUACUUGUCUGGUGUAACACUAGCUUUUAGCCCCUAACUGCAGUAAGUUGUUUGUAACAUCAAACUAAUUUUUUUUAUAUAUUAUUUCUUAUGUAUCUUGUUUUUUUAAAGAAAGUAAUAAAAUGGAAAACUUUGA